Molecule: messenger RNA, 936 nt
Organism: Dipodomys ordii (Ord's kangaroo rat)
Lineage: Eukaryota; Metazoa; Chordata; Mammalia; Rodentia; Heteromyidae
Product: olfactory receptor 10-like
Exons: 1
Coding region: 1-936 (311 amino acids)
Biological process (GO): G protein-coupled receptor signaling pathway
Cellular component (GO): membrane
Molecular function (GO): olfactory receptor activity; G protein-coupled receptor activity
Source: RefSeq, a predicted model, not a curated record
AUGGGAAUUUUUAACAUCAGUUUUGGAGGGGGCUUCAUUUUGGUGGGCUUCUCAGACUGGCCUCAAUUGGAAUUCAUUCUUUUUAUCUACAUUGUGAUUUUCUACUCCCUGACUCUCUUUGGCAACACCACCAUCAUCAUCCUCGCCCGGCUGGACCUUCGGCUGCGCACGCCCAUGUACUUCUUCCUCUCCCACCUCUCCUUCCUGGAUCUCUGCUACACCACCAGCACCGUGCCCCAGCUUCUCAUCAGCCUGCGGGGACAUGACCAGACCAUCAGCUAUGCCGGCUGUGUGGCCCAGCUAUUCAUCGUCCUGGCCCUUGGCUCCAUUGAGAGCAUGCUCCUGGUGGUGAUGGCUUUUGACCGCUACGCUGCUGUGUGCCGUCCACUCCACUACACGACCAUCAUGCACCCCAUCCUCUGCUUGUCAUUGGCCAUUGCUUCUUGGUUGGGAGGCCUGGUGAACUCUCUGAUUCAGACAGGGCUGAUGAUGGCCAUGCCUCUCUGUGGCCAUCACCUGAAUCACUUCUUCUGUGAGAUGCCCGUCUUCCUAAAGCUGGCUUGUGAGGACACAGGAGGAACAGAGGCCAAGAUGUUUGUGGCCCGGGCUGUGAUCUUGGUCUGUCCUGCAGCUCUCAUUCUAGGCUCCUAUGCACACAUUGGCAGGGCCGUGCUGAAGAUCAAGUCAAUGGCUGGGCGUAGAAAGGCUUUUGGAACUUGUGGGUCUCACCUUGUGGUGGUUUCUUUGUUUUAUGGCUCAGCCAUUUACACUUACCUCCAACCGAAGGACAGUUAUUCUGAGAAUGAAGGCAAGUUUGUUGCCCUUUUUUAUACUAUCAUCACCCCCAUGCUCAAUCCUCUGAUUUAUACCCUGAGGAACAAGGAUGUGAAGGGGGCUCUGUGGAAGGUUUUAAGGAGAGGUAGAUGCUCAGGAUAG